CGCGGCCGGCGCCGGAAGCGUCGCGCAGUCCCGGAGCCCCUCAUGGCGGCGGUGGGGAGCUGGGCGCGGCGCAGUGGUGACUGAGCUGCGAGCCUGGCGGGCGUGCGCCGAGCCACGUGCCCCCCACCCCCGGGCUCUUCACCCUGAUGCUGCACGGGUGCUGAGCCCGCCGGGUCGGGACGAUGGUGAAGUAUUUCCUGGGCCAGAGCGUGCUCCGAAGUUCCUGGGACCAAGUGUUCACUGCCUUCUGGCAGCGGUACCCGAAUCCCUACAGCAAACAUGUCUUAACCGAAGACAUUGUGCACCGGGAGGUGACCCCUGACCAGAAGCUUCUGUCCAGGAGACUCCUGACCAAGACCAACAGGAUGCCACGGUGGGCAGAGCGGCUGUUUCCUGCCAACGUCGCUCACUCGGUGUACAUCCUGGAGGACUCUGUUGUGGACCCACAGAACCAGACCAUGACCACCUUCACCUGGAACAUCAACCACGCCCGGCUCAUGGUGGUGGAGGAGCGGUGCGUUUACCGCGUGAACGCCGACAACAGUGGCUGGACCGAAAUCCGCCGGGAAGCCUGGGUCUCCUCUAGCCUGUUUGGCGUCUCCAGAGCCGUCCAGGAAUUUGGUCUUGCCCGGUUCAAAAGCAAUGUGACCAAGACAAUGAAGGGCUUUGAGUACAUCUUGGCCAAGCUACAAGGUGAGGCCCCUUCCAAAACGCUUGUUGAGACAGCCAAAGAGGCCAAAGAGAAGGCAAAGGAGACAGCACUGGCAGCUACUGAGAAGGCCAAGGACCUGGCCAGCAAGGCCGCCACCAAGCAGCAGCAGCAGCAGCUCGCAUAGCCCGCUUCCGCUCCCUUCCUCCGAAACCGAGUAUUAAAGAUGGGCCUGCAGCCCUCUGUGCUGUCUGGGUGGUGGGGCAGGAGCCUGGCCACAGCAGCGUCUGCAGGGCUCCCAGCCCCGCCCGGCGGCGGAGAGCUGCGGUGACCUGCCCGAGGUCCCAAGCAGGCAGUGUGGUGAUGGGUAACACACUGCGCUCCACGGGGGCGGGCUCCUUGUUUUAUUCUCUGCUGUGUCCCAGGUACCCGGAACAAUAUUCAGCACAUAACAGGCACUCAAUAAACAUGAUUUGAUUGGCCCCA
Molecule: messenger RNA, 1135 nt
Organism: Meriones unguiculatus (Mongolian gerbil)
Lineage: Eukaryota; Metazoa; Chordata; Mammalia; Rodentia; Muridae
Gene: Prelid1
Product: PRELI domain containing 1
Exons: 5
Coding region: 183-836 (217 amino acids)
Biological process (GO): phospholipid transport
Cellular component (GO): mitochondrial intermembrane space
Molecular function (GO): phosphatidic acid transfer activity
Source: RefSeq, a predicted model, not a curated record